Mercurialis annua (annual mercury) is the source of this 1267-nucleotide messenger RNA. Its product is annotated as probable serine/threonine-protein kinase PBL10. Lineage: Eukaryota; Viridiplantae; Streptophyta; Magnoliopsida; Malpighiales; Euphorbiaceae. The transcript has 7 exons. The record is from RefSeq and is a predicted model, not a curated record. Bases 1 to 1164 code for a protein of 387 amino acids. Gene Ontology annotation, biological process: protein phosphorylation. Gene Ontology annotation, molecular function: protein kinase activity; ATP binding.
AUGCUAGUGGAAAGGCUGCAUAAGUAUGCUUUCAUAUUUGUGCUCAAUGCUCAUCAAUUUAGCCUGCAAAAAUUCAAGUGCCCACUAAGAUUUGCAGUUGCAGGGAAAUUGUUGAGCUUUAUUUUGAUGGGCUUGUGCUGUAGUUCAAUAAUUAAAUCUGGAAGCUCUCCUCAAUAUGAAGAAACAAAAACAAGCAACAAUAUUUUAUAUGCAACAUUACCUUCAAGUAGAGAGUUAGAGGGUGAAAUUCUAGAAUCCCCUAAUUUGAGGAACUUCAACUAUGCUGAAUUAAAAGCAGCUACAAAGAACUUUCUUCCGGAGAGUUUGAUAGCCGAAUGUGGUUUUGGUUAUGUCUAUAAAGGAUAUAUGAAUGAACAUUCAUCAAAAUCUGCUGCUAAGUCUAAGACAGGCUUGCCAAUUGCUAUAAAGUUAUUGCAACUACAUGGCUCUCAAGGCCAACAAGAAUGGUUGGCAGAGAUAAAAUAUCUGGGACAACUUUGUCAUCCAAAUCUUGUUAAAUUGUUGGGCUACUGCAUGGAACAAGAUCAGCGGCUUUUAGUUUAUGAAUUUAUGCCCAAUGACAGUUUGGAGAUGCAUUUAUAUGCUAGAGAAUCUCAAAUUCAACCAUUUUCUUGGGAUCUGAGAAUGAAAAUUGCCAUUGGUACUGCUAGAGGUCUAGCCUUUCUUCAUAAUGUAGCCAAAGUGAUUCAUCGAGAUUUGAAAUCUUCUAGUAUCCUACUUGAUUCCGAUUUUAAUGCCAAAAUUUCCGGUUUUGGAUUUGCCAAGGAUCGUCCAGAUGGUAAAUCACAUGUUUCUACAAGGAUCUUGGAUACAUCUGUCUAUGCAGCCCCUGAGUAUCGAGACGCAGGUCGCGUAACCACAAAAUCAGAUGUAUACAGUUUCGGAGUUAUACUUCUUGAACUCAUAUCUGGCCGCCCAGCUGCAUACAAUUACCAGGCAGGGCCGAACAUGGAUCAAAAUUUGGUCGAAUGGUUCCUUACGAACAAUGGAAAUUUUUCUAAAGUCGUGGAUGUUUUUCUUGAAGGUAAUUAUGCAUUGAAUGGAGCUCGAAAAGCCGCAAUAAUUGCGACCCAUUGUUUGUCACAUAGUCUAGCUAACAGACCUGAUAUGGAAGAAGUAAUUAAGGCUUUUGAGCAAAUGUAGCUUUAUAAGUAUCGUUGGUGUUGUAUAAUCUAUAUUAUAAACGUGUUGUGUUUGCAUUUUGGAUGUCAAACAUAUAAAUAAAAAUUUAUCGUGUUUGUGUUUA